AUGGACUUUGUUGAUAUUCCAGUACAUCGGCAAUACGCGGUAGGCCACCAACGCUACGGUCUAGGCCUAGGACCGUGUUGCCAACAAGAAGAAGUAGAACCAGAAGAGUAUUCCGAAAAGGACCCGGAAGAAGUCCAAGUUCCCAAUGAUCAGAUGACGGAAUCGAAAGUUAUCAUUAUUUCUGAUUCACCAGAUCCUCCAGUUGUCCCACAGCUUUCUGAAGUUGUUGUGAUCUCGUCAGAUAGCGAAGAGGGAGAAAGUCCUAUACGGAUGCCCUUUGUUUCCCAAGUGUUCCAGUCCCAGACGUCAACUCCGGAGCAAGUAGUAUCGGAGAUUACCUUACCACCAAGUGUGGAUCCUUACCCACACAGCACCGAGUAUUGGGAAAGAUACAUGGAAAGGCUUUGA
Messenger RNA from Arabis nemorensis, 408 nucleotides. The record is from the annotation of a GenBank genome assembly. NCBI's taxonomy places the organism in Eukaryota, Viridiplantae, Streptophyta, Magnoliopsida, Brassicales, Brassicaceae.